This is a messenger RNA of Benincasa hispida (wax gourd), 2157 nucleotides long. Its product is annotated as rhodanese-like domain protein. NCBI's taxonomy places the organism in Eukaryota, Viridiplantae, Streptophyta, Magnoliopsida, Cucurbitales, Cucurbitaceae. The record is from RefSeq and is a predicted model, not a curated record.
UACUAGGAAGUCGGAAAAAUCGGAUAUUAUUGAAGUUUCUGAAUCGAAAUGGUCGAAACCCUGUAAGUUUGCCCCUGGCUUGCAAUGGCGAAUAACGAAGACGAUGACCACCAAUAUGGCGUCCUUUUGUACUACAAGUACGCUCACAUACCCGACCUCGACCACCUCGUCUCCUUCUACCAGUCUAAUUGCACCUCCCUUGCCCUUGUCGGCCGUGUCCGCCUCGCUUCUCAGGGCGUCAAUGUCACUGUCUGUGGGAAGCUAUGCUCGUUGAAGAGUCAUAUUGCUGCAAUGAAGUUGAAUAGCUUGUUUGAUGGGACUGAUUUCAAGCUUGCAUCGUGUCACCAGCCCUUGAAUGACAUUGUAGCGAGAGAAUGUGGAUUCACUUCUCUCUCAGUCCGAGUUGUCCAAGAGUUGGUCACCCUUUGUUCAAAUCCUCUAUCGAAGUUACCUGAAAUUACACAAGCUGGAACGCAUCUCUCUGCUACUGAAUUUCAUUCUGUUCUUGAGAGUGCUGGGCUACUUUCGGAUGAAGAGACACUGGAAAAUAGUAGAGAUGUUGUUCUAUUGGAUGCAAGGAAUUUAUAUGAGACUAGAGUUGGGAAGUUCCAAACACCAAACGUUGAAACACUGGAUCCAGAAAUUAGGCAGUACAGUGAUUUGCCAUCUUGGAUUGAUGAUAAUUCUGAAAAGUUGAGAGGAAAACACAUUCUUAUGUAUUGCACGGGAGGAAUCAGAUGUGAGAUGGCUUCAGCAUAUAUCAAGUCCAAAGGAUCUGGAUUUCAGAAUGUCUUUCAGUUAUAUGGUGGAAUACAACGUUAUUUGGAACAAUUUCCUGAUGGUGGAUUUUUUGCAGGAAAGAAUUUUGUGUUUGAUCACAGGAUAUCAGUUGGGAGCUCAACUCAAGAUAUUAUAGGGACUUGCCUUAUUUGUGGAAACCCAUUUGAUGAUUAUUCUUCUCGCUGUCGGUGUAAAUAUUGUCGAAUGCUUGUGCUGGUGUGUGAUAAUUGCCAGGAAAAGGAGACCCUAUUUGUUUGUGAGCUGUGUCGGAAGCAUGGCAAGGAGGGUGAGGUGAUUUCACAAUUCCAGAGCUCAAAAUCCAAAGUAGUCUUGCUGCAAAGUGAACUUGAAAUUAGUUCCCAGCAACUUCCGUGGAGUAACGGUUGUAGGUCACCAAGAAGAUUGAGAGUCCUGUGUUUGCAUGGAUUUAGACAGAAUGCUUCAAGCUUUAAAGGAAGAACUGCAUCAUUAGCAAAGAAACUCAAAACCAUGGUGGAGUUUGUGUAUGUUGAUGCACCUCACGAGUUAUCGUUCAUAUACCAUCCUCGGGACAGUGAGCCUCGGGAAACUUGUGUGACUUCUUCAGUACAGCCAAAUUGUCCUCCGCCAUUAGAGAGUUGCAAGAAGAAGUUUGCUUGGUUAAUAUCACACAAUGCAGGUGAAAGGAGUGAAGAAACUAAAUGGGAAGUUGCAGAUGCCCCAUUUGAUCCACUCCAGUACCAGAAACAAACUGAUGGGUUUGAAGAAUCAUUGGAAUAUUUGAAGACUGUAUUUUCCGAGAAAGGACCAUUCGAUGGGAUCUUAGGUUUUUCACAAGGAGCAGCAAUGGCUGGCGCAGUUUGUUCGAGAAAAACGAGUCUAAAGGGUGCAGUAGACUUCCGAUUUGCAGUGUUGUGUUCUGGGUUUCCUCUUCAAAUGCCUGAAUUGGACCAUGGACUGAUCAACUGCCCCUCACUUCACAUAUUUGGUAGUGAUCAGGGAAAUGAUAGGCAGAUUGCUAACAAAAUGAGCAGAGACCUUGCUUCUUGUUUCGAUGCAGGUUGUUCUGUGAUUAUUGAACAUGACUCUGGUCACAUAAUUCCUACUCGACCUCCCUACAUUGAUGAGAUAAAAGAGUUCCUUCACCGUUUUCUUUGAUUGGAUUCAUGAGUGUGUAACCUAUAACCAUUGAAGUUGUUACAAGAGCUUGAUCAUACAAGGGAUUUAUCUUUGCUUUCUCGAAGAAAGUUAGUUCACUCUUGGAUUGAAAUGGGACUUUUUUGCUUCAUAGUUUUAGCUCAUUGUAGACUUCUUUUACUAACUUGUUAAAUUUCUAAUUUACCUAUAAGUUUUUGACAUCAAAAGAAUGAAGGAUUUACAGAGUUUGCUGUUAUAGUU